AUGUGCCCUGUGCCCCCGCCCCUAUGUGUCCUGGGCCCAUGCACCCUCACGGUGAAGCCGUCUAUGUGUCCUGUGCCCCCGCCCCCUAUGUGUCCUGGGCCCCCAUGCACCCUCACGGUGAGCCGUCUAUGUGUCCUGUGCCCCCGCCCCCUAUGUGUCCUGGGUCCCAUGCACCCUCACGGUGAAGCCGUCUAUGUGUCCUGUGCCCCCUGCCCCCUAUGUGUCCUGGGUCCCCCAUGUCCCCCAUGCACCCUCACGGUGAAGCCGUCUAUGUGUCCUGUGCCCCCCCGCCCCUAUGUGUCCUCCCCCCAUGCACCUCACGGUGAAGCCGUCUAUGUGUCCUGUGCCCCCGCCCCCUAUGUGUCCUGGGCCCCCAUGCACCCUCACGGUGAAGCCGUCUAUGUGUCCUGUGCCCCCGCCCCUAUGUGUCCCCCCAUGACCCUCACGGUGAAGCCGUCUAUGUGUCCUGUGCCCCGCCCCUAUGUGUCCUGGGUCCCCCAUGCACCCUCACGGUGA
Molecule: messenger RNA, 516 nt
Organism: Penaeus vannamei (Pacific white shrimp)
Lineage: Eukaryota; Metazoa; Arthropoda; Malacostraca; Decapoda; Penaeidae
Source: RefSeq, a predicted model, not a curated record